Molecule: messenger RNA, 1369 nt
Organism: Somion occarium
Lineage: Eukaryota; Fungi; Basidiomycota; Agaricomycetes; Polyporales; Cerrenaceae
Source: the annotation of a GenBank genome assembly
GCUUUCCAUUUGACUCGCACCAUGGAGGCGAAAAUUAAAAGUUUUCACCUAGCUUUUUCCUUGCGACAUCGUGCCACAAGCUGAGGUGUUCUAGAGCUGUAUAUGUUUCCAAGAAGUAGACUCUACGUUACCGUGCAUCCUCUCGUUUUUGGUCGCAAAAUGUCUAGCAAUUCUGUAGCAGGGCUACCACUGUCCUCCAUCCCGAUAUUCCAGACUGUUGCUUCGUAUCGAGAGUGGAGAAGGCGGGCAUACGAUGAAAAGAAAUCUGUAGGAUUUGUAGCAACGAUGGGUGCUUUACAUGAUGGUCAUGCCUCCUUGGUCCGUCGAUCACUUGCAGAAAACGAUUUGACCGUCGUUUCGAUAUUUGUGAAUCCAGCUCAGUUCGCACCUCACGAAGAUCUCGCAACAUAUCCUCGUACUCUUCCUCACGACUUGGAUGUCCUUUCGUCGUUGUCGCACUCAGUUCCCGGAUCUAGUAUCACACGCUCACCAUCCGCUUUAUUCUUGCCCACUGUAAACGAAAUGUAUCCUUCCGGCAUCACCCAGGAUAAGUUGGCGCAGAAGGGUACAUUCGUUGAAGUCAAAGGGUAUGGUCAUCAGAUGGAAGGAUCGCGAAGACCAGAUUUCUUCCGAGGCGUUGCGACUGUUGUCACAAAACUAUUCAAUGCUAUUGAGCCUUCACGAACGUACUUUGGCCAGAAAGACAUCCAACAAGCUCUUCUGCUUCGACGUAUGGUUCGCGAUCUCUUACUGUCGCAUCCAACUCUGGAAAACCUAUUCAUUGUUCCAACCAAACGGUCGGUCGUCUUAUCAAAUCUUCUGUCUCGUGCUCACGUGUUUUAUGUCUGUAGAGACGCGAAAUCCUCACUGGCUCUCUCGUCUCGCAACGCCUAUCUCACGCCUUCCGAACGCGAACUUGCUGCACCAACACUCUACGCCGCCCUUCAAGCGGCAAAGACCUGCUGGGAAUCAGGAUCAAGCAAAGCCGAAGUAAUCGCCAAUGCUUAUAAUUUGGUUGAGCGUAAAGCGCAAGAACUGUCGUCUUUAGAAACAAGGAUCGACAUGCGACUAGAUUAUCUCGAGAUGAACGACCCAGAAACUUUCGAGGUUGUUCCCGGGGAGGAGACUAGAUCAGCAUGGGAACUAGAGGGACAUAAUAGACCAGUGAUUCUGAGUGGAGCGAUGUGGGUUGGGAGGACUAGGUUGAUUGAUAAUGUCGUGCUUGGGGAUGUGGCGAGAUUGGGUAUAAUAGCAUAAUAUGUCGAAUAAUGAAUUAUAGUACAUCCUUACAUUCACCUGCCGCCAAAUGUGGUCCUGCCGGCUUCUUGUCAACACAGCGUCCACACAUAAUGAACCAGUUCUGUACCGC